Messenger RNA from Asterias rubens (European starfish), 1651 nucleotides. Its product is annotated as N-lysine methyltransferase setd6-like. Gene Ontology annotation, cellular component: nucleus. Gene Ontology annotation, molecular function: protein-lysine N-methyltransferase activity; protein binding. NCBI's taxonomy places the organism in Eukaryota, Metazoa, Echinodermata, Asteroidea, Forcipulatida, Asteriidae. The coding region runs from base 31 to 1464 and encodes 477 amino acids. The transcript is spliced from 9 exons. The record is from RefSeq and is a predicted model, not a curated record. Gene Ontology annotation, biological process: peptidyl-lysine monomethylation.
UUGGUGCACGGAUUGAUGAUGACAUAAAACAUGGCGGGUGCCGCGAAAAGACAAAAAGUUGAAUCUUUGGGACAGAGGGACAACUUAGAUAAUGAUGCACCGACUGUAUUUCUGAAAUGGUGUGAUGAUUUGGGGUUUAAUGUUAAUCGGAAGGUAAGAGUGGGUAAGCAGGGCUCCUGUAGUCAUUAUGGAAUGAUUGCAGAGGGCGACAUACAAAAAGGAGAGACGUUGUUUAAUGUGCCUAGAGAUGCCUUACUACACCCAGCCACCUGCUCUAUCUCUUCAAUCUUAAAGAAAGGGGAAGAUAAGCUGAACAGUGCCAGUGGCUGGGUGCCUCUCUUACUAUGCCUGAUGUAUGAAUACACCAAUAGUGAGUCAAAGUGGGGGCCGUAUCUAGACGCUUGUUGUCCUCCAGACUCGGACCAACUGGAUCAGCCAAUGUUUUGGGAAAGAGAAACAAUUGCCAAAGAACUAAAGAGAACUGGUGUUCCUGAGUUAGUUGAGAAAGAUGAAGUGAACAUACGUCAUGAGUACAAAAAUAUCGCUGUACCUUUCAUGAAAAAGCACCCAAAACAGUUUGAUCUCGGCAUCCACACUCUGGAGCUGUACAGGAAGAUGGUAGCCUUUGUAAUGGCCUACAGCUUCACAGAACCCAAGAAGAAGACAAAACCUCCUCAAGAGGAUGCUGAGGAGGAUGAGGAAGAUGACAGUGAUGAGGAUGAUUACCUUGAUGAUGGAAGCCCCCCCAUGAUGGUACCGAUGGCGGACAUCUUGAAUCACGUCUCUCAAAACAACGCCAGGCUACAGUUCGGAGAGACAAGUCUGAGCAUGGUCUCAACGAGGGAAAUUAAAAAGAAUGAAGAAGUAUUCAACACAUACGGUCAGUUGCCCAACUGGCAACUGCUGCAGAUGUAUGGAUUUGCUGAACCAUACCCAGAUAAUAUAUAUGAUACAGUUGACCUUUCUGUGAACUUUCUGAAGGAUGUGUCUUCAGCCGAGGCUAAGUUUGAGUUCAUAACUGACAAUUGGGAGGCGUACGGGGUCGAUAUAACCAUCGGGUGCAGUGAGGUGAUUAAUAAAUGGGAGACGUGUAACAUACUCAAGAUGCUAAGUAUGACUGCAGAGGAGUUCCAAGCACACGAAGAAAGACUUGCAGAUUUUGAUCGAUUGGAGGAGGAUGUGGAGGAAGAUUUUUAUGAUGACAUUUAUGAAGACAUUUUAACGUUUGAUGGUUUGCAUAAGAUUCCAGAUACGUGGAAGACUCUUCUAAACACUUGUGCAACACGCCAGUUAGCAAGCUACAAGAACACAUUGGAGCAGGAUUUACAGCUUCUUGAGGAAAAUCAAGCUGACCCUCUUCAGAGCAGAGAGAGGCACGCAUUAAAUGUCCGUGUGGGUCAGAUGAAGAUACUGGAGAAAAUAACUCAGCUGACGAGGGUAGAAAGAUCACAGGAUUCGAGCUAAGCUUACAGAUACAGGGAUGAGAUCGUUCAGACGUUUUUCUGAUUUCAGACUUUUUAAAGUAUACUUGAUUAUCAAGAUGCUUCAUUUUCCUUCAAAUUAAUUCAGUCAGGCUCUUGGAUCUAAUUUUCCAGCACUGAGGAUAGUGAUGCCAAAAGUGUUUUGGAAUCUAUAACUCCUGCAGCCAAUU